CAUUCAUCACAUCGCUACACUGUGUAAUCUAUGGAAGCCGGACUCUGUUUUUAUGCUCUUUCUCUUUGGUGUACUGUAAACUGUGAAGUUACGAAACACACACAUAGCAUGGAAAAAUUUCAUGACAUGUUGUGAUUGUGUUGUGAGACAUGUUCCCACCUCGUACAAAUGUCCAUAUUUUGAUUUGAAUAUAUAAUUAGUGGAUAUCUUGUUUCCUCUUUUUACUUUAGCGUUGACAACGUACGUUAAAAAAAACUAAAUCAAACAAAUGAAUUGUUAUUGUCAAGUUUGACAUUCACAUUGCACUUUGAUUUUGUCGAAACUUGUUUGAGAACGUGUUUCUUUUGUUUACGCAACGCCGCAAUGAACAUGGAGUGGACAAAAGCCGAAACAAUAAAAUUUAUAAAUCUGCUAAAAGGAUUUCCAUGUUUAUGGAACAGUCAAAACAAAGACUUUAAAAAUCGACAGAAACGUCGCGAAGCUUUAGACUAUAUAGCCCAAGAAUCAAAUACAGAUACAAGAGCUGUGGAAAAAAAAAUGGUAUCUCUAAGAACUCAAUACAACAGAGAAAUAAAUAAAAUUAGAACGAAGACACACGCGGGCUAUGAACAGCCAACAUCCAGUUGGUAUGCUUAUGAUCUUCUGCAUUUCUUAAAAGAUAACAGUAGUCCCAAACCUGCAAAAGAUUCGUUUACAAUUACAUUCACUCCAAAUAAAAAGGAAGAAUAUGGCGAUCCUUAUGAUUCCGGUUCUAAUCAAUCACCAACAAACACACAACAAUCACAGCUGUCCAGAAGAUCUAAAAUGAGGAAUAGUGUGAACCAAAUGAAAACAUUGAAUUUAUUAAACCAUGCAUCAAAUGCAAUAAUAAACAGACAGAAAAAGGAUGAGUUUUCAAUUUUUGGAGAAGCAGUUGCAAGUGAACUACGUGAUAUAAAAUCAAGAAAAGAAGUGAUAGAGCUGAAAAAAAAUAUAAUGGAUAUGAUUUACAUUACAAAGAUGAACAUUUUAGACACAGAAAAAACCACCCCGACUUCGCCUCCUCCAAACUCGGAGGCAAAUUUAAAUGAAAAAGAAAAUACAUCUGGUAGUUCUGAUAUCCAUUCAAUUUUGGGAAAGGUUGAGGUAGCUAUGGAUGGUGAAUGGAUGAAUGGAGACUCAUAAAAUAUGACUUUUGUGUAUAACACACUGAGUGGCUCCAUGGGUACUGUGGUAGUUUUUUUAUUCUCAAGUUAUGGAAAGGUUCAUGAAAGAACACCAUUUACAUUAUUAGUCAAUGAUUUUUUCUAUUUUAUUGUUUAACUACUUAAAAUGUCUAGAUGUCAAAACACAACAAGAUCUGGACGAAAGAUGUUGACUUACCAUUCAAAAUGUUUUAUUAAUAUUAGAAUAAUAUAUGAUUUAAUAUAAGUA
Messenger RNA from Papilio xuthus (Asian swallowtail), 1413 nucleotides. RefSeq lists its product as uncharacterized. Lineage: Eukaryota; Metazoa; Arthropoda; Insecta; Lepidoptera; Papilionidae. The transcript is spliced from 2 exons. The record is from RefSeq and is a predicted model, not a curated record. The coding region runs from base 364 to 1164 and encodes 266 amino acids.